UAUUGUUUCAAAAAUUUAAAUAUUAUUUUCCCAUUUAGGAGAAUGAAAGAAUCGGAGAAUAUUUCUUUGGAUAUUACGCCACCAGACAAUAGGUUAAAGUGCAAUCGUUGUUCAAGAACAUUUUCCAAUGCUUUCCAUCUUAAUCAACAUUUGAGAAUUCAUUUAGGAGUCAAACCCUAUCGUUGCCUCAUAUGCUCAAAAAGGUUUACACAAAUGUCUCAUCUAACCCAACACACAAGGGUUCACACGGGUGAUAGACCCUAUAUUUGCAAAUUCGCCACCUGUAAAAAGAGAUUCUCUCAAGUGACCAGUCUUUUAUUCCAUUCUAAGUGUCAUCAAACAGAUUUACCCUACAAAUGCAACAGUUGUUACAAAUGUUUUUCGGGGGAAAACAAGUUAAAAGAACAUAUAUAUUCUCAUUUUUAUUCUAAGCAUUUGAGGAUUUACAUAUGUACAGAAUGCGGAAUGUCCUAUUCCGAAAUCUCGAAACUCAAGGAGCACAUGCUUAAAAAUUCGUGUCGACCAAAAUUGUUAAACAAUAAAAAAAAUGUUAAUAAAUAUAUUCGUAUACCGAAAAAUAACAAAUCUAACGUGCAUAAUUUAUCCCUUUCUUCGUCAUCAAAAUCCGACGGAGUAAAUAAAACUAAAAUUAGCCCUAAAUCGCAAUAUAAAAUUGCGACAUUUCCUGUACAAAGUUAUGAAGGAACGCAUAUUAACAAUUUAAAUACUAAUCCCAUUAACCAAGCCGAAUUAAACUACCAAGCUUUAUGUUUCAAAUACGAAUGGGGAAAUUUUAAGUUUCUGAACAACACUUUCAAUGUUAACAAAUCAGAAACAGCUAGUAUUAUUGAUGAUGUAUUAAAAACGCAGGAGAUGAGACCUAGUGUGAUAAAAAUAGUCAAAGGAGACGUUAAUCCCUUUAUCUGGACUAGAGCCGAAGGUAAUUCGUUUAGGGAUCACGAAAAUUCAUUAAAUAUCGUUCAAACUACAUUUAAACAAAAUAUAACCAGAGAAUCUAUAAUAAAAAAAUGUACCCUUUAA
Messenger RNA from Gordionus sp. m RMFG-2023, 1041 nucleotides. RefSeq names its product zinc finger protein 765-like. Lineage: Eukaryota; Metazoa; Nematomorpha; Gordioida; Chordodea; Parachordodidae. The coding region runs from base 43 to 1041 and encodes 332 amino acids. Gene Ontology annotation, biological process: regulation of gene expression. Gene Ontology annotation, cellular component: nucleus. The record is from RefSeq and is a predicted model, not a curated record. The transcript is spliced from 2 exons.